CUCUCUUCUCUCUUCUCUUUCCCCCCUUUUCUUAUUCGUCUCCAGCUCAACCUCCUGCGACACCCUCACCUCAGUACAACUGUAUUCCUACUGUACAUAUCAUGUGAAAGCUUUCACCUCUUCGGUUAAAUAUACAUACGCAGAGUUACACCUUCACGUAUCAAGCUGCAAUCAGUGAAAAUGAAAAUUACUGUGUAAGCAACCCGUAACCGGAUAUCACCGGUUGGUUGUGAGAUUUGUCAUACAAAAAGGUUGGUGUCUUGGUGAUCUUCAGAUAGAUAUCAGGGAAGGGCAAAAAGUAUAUGAAUACAAGUCCCUUCUUGGUUCUCUCUGCACAUAAUCACAAUCCAUUCUCUCUUUUCGGAUUGCAUCUUAUCCUUAAUUAUCCGAUACUCUUGAGUCUUGAGGGGAAAAGUUGGAUUUUUUUUUUUUGGGAGAAAUGGAUUUCGAGGAUCAAGAAGAGCAAGAAGAAGAGAUGGGCAUGGAGUCACUGGGGAUAUCUCCGCGAGUGAAAAUGCCGAGCUCUGCGGGUGCAGGAGAAGCUAUGGUGUUGCCUCAACCCGCAAGGAACUAUUAUAACAGUAAUAGCAAGGGAAGGUACAGAGAGUGCUUGAAGAACCACGCGGUGAGUCUCGGCGGACACGCGCUAGACGGCUGUGGGGAGUUCAUGCCGGCCGGAGCCGAAGGCACACUCGACGCUCUCAAGUGCGCCGCCUGUAACUGUCACCGUAAUUUCCACCGCAAAGAGACCGAACCAUUUUUGUUAACCCCGCAUCAACACCACCAGCCGCCGCAGUUCGCUGCAGCAUAUUACCGAGCGCCGGCGGGGUACUUACACGUGGCUGGGCACCACAGGGGAGGGCCAACGACCCUGGCGUUGCCGUCUACAUCGGGAGGGGGUGGAACGCAGAGCACGAGAGAUGACCAAGACGACGACGCUUCGAACCCGAGCGGUGGAGGAGGAGGAUCUUCGAAGAAGAGGUUCAGGACCAAGUUCACGCAGGAACAGAAGGAUAAAAUGCUGGGACUUGCAGAGAGAUUGGGAUGGCGGAUUCAGAAGCAAGACGAGGAACUGGUCCAGCAAUUCUGUGACGAAGUUGGAGUGAAGCGUCAGGUUCUUAAGGUUUGGAUGCACAACAACAAGCACACUGUGGGUAAGAAGCCCUAGAAUAAUAUCCUCAAUUAUAUUCUUCCAUCAGUGUCUUCACCAGAAACUCACGAAAAUUUAGUCCCAGUUAGCAGUUUCAAAAAGUUUGAGAAUUAAGCCUAGUAUCAUAGGGUUUCAUUCUUCUUCUUCAACUCAUUUCUUGCUGGGGAAAAACCUGGGAUUUGACUAAUCUCUUGGUUGUGUGUUAGUAGUAGUGUUUGAAUUAAAUAUCAAGUACUUACUGACAGCUUCGCUGGUAUCAGAGUAUAAUAUAUUACGCUGUUUGUGAACUAAA
Molecule: messenger RNA, 1442 nt
Organism: Prosopis cineraria
Lineage: Eukaryota; Viridiplantae; Streptophyta; Magnoliopsida; Fabales; Fabaceae
Product: zinc-finger homeodomain protein 1-like
Exons: 1
Coding region: 440-1168 (242 amino acids)
Biological process (GO): regulation of developmental process; regulation of DNA-templated transcription
Cellular component (GO): nucleus
Molecular function (GO): DNA-binding transcription factor activity; transcription cis-regulatory region binding
Source: RefSeq, a predicted model, not a curated record